AUGGCUUCAAAACAAAACGACGCCCGCUCGGCCCUUGGUGAAAAUGAGGUCGACAAUUCCCUGGACGAUAUCUUUGGUUCCUCGCCCCCAGACGCAAUCGAGACCCGGGCACACCAACCUGCUGGAACGCAGCCAUCCGCAGAACUAAACGAUCUCCCCGCGCUCCGCCGACAGCACGUCACGGCAGGCUAUCGUGAUGGCGUCUCGACAUCCAAAACCGAACAUGUGCAAGAAGGAUUUGAUGCGGGAUUUCCCGUUGGCGCACAGCUCGGCAUGCGAGCGGGAACUAUCCUUGGUAUUCUAGAAGGAAUAACCCGCGGACUUGAGGACCGGAGCGUUUCCGGCGUUGUGAAAAAGCCAGCACGCGGUACAGCUUCCGGAUCGGCAUCAGCACUGGCCCACGAUACUCGUCAAGAAGCUACUGAAGACGCGCGUCGAGAGCUACGAGAGCGGAUCGCAAAUCUAUAUCAAGAAGCCACGCAGACGUUGGAUGUGCAAUCUGUAUUUGCCGGUUUUGAAGGUGGAUCCGAACCGACUGGCCCUCCCACGGAAGCGGAUGUCGCAGAAAGAAAGGCUGAAGAGAUGGCUGAGACCCAAUUGGGUCGAAAGGGAGACACUGUCGUAUCUGGCUGGGAAGAACGUGUUGCCGUGCCGCGGUGGGAGGAGAACAUGGAGGCAUUGGAGGAAAAGGAUGCCUCCGGGCCACAGAGCGAUAAGAAGGCAGAAACUGAGCGGAGCUGA
Molecule: messenger RNA, 741 nt
Organism: Penicillium argentinense
Lineage: Eukaryota; Fungi; Ascomycota; Eurotiomycetes; Eurotiales; Aspergillaceae
Product: Yae1 family protein
Exons: 1
Coding region: 1-741 (246 amino acids)
Source: RefSeq, a predicted model, not a curated record